ACACAGUGUAUUGGUGUGAUGCGUGCGGCGUGGGCCUCUGCAUUGAGUGUUUCCGCGACUACCACACACGGCUGAAUUUUUAAGGCAAUGCUAGCAAUGCUGAAGCAGUUAAAGUGGCACCAUCUGCUUUUGGUACAUGAUGCUGGUGCCUACAGCACCCGUCUGACUCAUUUAUUAAUGCAACUUGCAGCUGCCAAUGAUAUUUGUAUAUUAUCCUCAGUGCAGUAUACAUACAUGGAAAGAGUAAAUCAUGGUGUGGGUGAGGAUAUCAAAAACUCAAAUCAGAAUAUUGUACAGUCAUUAUUAUCAGGAAAUAAUUAUGGGAUUCCCGUUCUUAUAUUGAUGCAACAGACUUCUGUUCAGAACUUUGUGGAGUCACUUAAGGAUUAUAUUAAUCCAAACAGCACAAGCCCUCUACAGCUAUUUUUUUCAAACUUGCUUACACAUGGUGACAUCAGAUUCAUGCCAAAACAAGUUGCCAAAAUCUAUUCACUCUCAAUUCAAAGUGAUCAGUUACACAGUUUUGAGGAAUACUGGAAAGAUCGCAUUAGCCAUAUGAAGCAAAUAAGGACAUACCCAUCUCAAGAGAAUGAGUGGCUCUGGAGGUACUUACAAAGCCAAUAUUGUACUUAUAGCGAGUUAAAUUCUUCAGGGCCAUUUUCUUAUCAGGACUGUAUUCACAGUAUAGACAAGAUAAAAUCAGAAGAUGAUUUGCACAUUGCAUUAAGAGCAGAAGACAUUUUAAUAGUCAGUCAAUCAGUAGUUCUGAUGGCUCAAGCUUUGCAGUUAUCAUGGGAAGAUGUAUGUUUCAAUGGCAAGAGGCAUCCAUGCCCAGACUUAAUGAAAAUGUCACAUCCACAUUUUCGAGAGGCUUAUUUUACAAAAGUAUUACAAAACCAAAGAAGUGGUCUUACUUUGCCGCAACAAAAUAGAGACUGGUUAAAGGAACCAAGUUCAUUUCCAGAUCUGUUGUUGGUUGAAUAUCUUGGAAAUCACCAGCAUAGAAGUGUUAUAAAUCUACAUAAGGUGAUGGGCUUCAAUUCUAAGAAUGAACUGAAGAUACUGGAUGACAGUUUUGAACCACUUUCUACAGCUGAUGCUUGCACAGACUGUGGUUCAUGUCUUCAUGCAACAGUUGAUCGUACAAUUGCUGCAAGGCGUUUGGAUUCAACAGACUCUGCUGCACAGUUUUUGCAGCCAGCAUCACAUUCAGUGAAGUAUAAUGUACAGUACCAUUCAGAAGAUUAUCACAUUUUGCUUCGAUCUCCACAGAACCUGUAUGUAGCUGCUCUGUUUGCAGUUCAUGAAGGAACUACUAGAGACUCCUUGUUGCAAUGUAAAAGAGAUGAAGUGGAUUUAAAUGCCAUAAGACAGGUAGAAGCAUUUCUGUGGGCAUUACAUAAAGUGAAUGCACAACUUCUUCAUACUGUUGAUGGUUUACAGUUGGGGGGUUUACUCAUUGACACAUGCAACUCUAAAGUUCGAACGGUGAUGCUGGCUGCAGGUCUCGAUGCCUUCAACAACAGAAUGAAAAUGGGAGGUAAUGGUCACCAUAUUAUUGCUGUGGUGAACACUCUACCUUUACAAGAGUCAAGAGCAGCAAAUGAAAUCUUGUCAAGAAUGAAUAUUACAUCACUUUCAACAGGCCAAGCUGCUGCAGUAAUCGACUCCACUGGUAGCAAAAACCAGUAUAUCCUUCAGGUUGAAGCCCCUCUUUCAUCACUCGUAAAUACCAUUGUGGAUGUUUUGAAGUAUCUUGGAUGGAACUACAUUAGUGUUGUGUACUCAUCUGAGGAUGGUGAAUUUGCUGCAGGACACAGACUAUUCCAGGCUGCUGCUAUCAAAAAUGGAAUCUGUUUGGCACUAGAGGAAGGAAUAGCAGUUGACCUGAGUAUGAACAAUCACUCCUCUGCCAGUGGGAUGUUCUCUGGACUUGUGAAUCUGUUGGUGGAAGCUCGUGCUAGAGGUGCUAGGGCUGUGUUGUUGUGGACUUAUCCUAAACACACACAAGCUCUAAUGCAACAAAUUGGACAGGAAAUUGCUCAUGGAUCACUACGUAGAGAAGACUUAUUCUGGUUGAUAGCAAGCCCUAAUGGACAAGCUCCACAGAUCCUCCACAAAUUUGGAAAUAUUCUUGGUGGGGCACUCAUUUUCAGGCCACAUCACAGACCAAUACAAGAGUUUUUGCACCACCUGCAACAAAUUCAUUCUGGUGCUAAGGAAACCAAGAAUCCUUGGCUGCUCAAGUAUUACCAAGAGGGUAUAAUGUGUAAUGAUCCAGAAUGUAAAUUGCUCCUGGAGAUGGGUAGCCACCUAGAUUUUAACACUGUGCAAGCUGUGUAUUCUAUUGGUGCAGCAUUUGAAGCGAUAUUUUCUCAACUUUGCAAGAACAGUUCCAUUAUGGUUACAGAUGGCUCUUGUUUACAUACUUACACCAGGCUAGAUAUACAAAAAGCAUUAAAUCAGGAACUACAUAGAUCCUGUGCACAGAGGGCUGAUGGCUCAGUCAUUGAAGAUUUCAGAUUCACCAGCUCAGGAAUGGGAAAUAUUCCAGUAGAAAUGCUGAACUUGAGAGACAACUUUCGAGGUUGGAGAGGGACGCUGGGAGAUAUUUAUUUUGAGAGAGUUGAUCAGUUUCUUGAUAAUAAGCUGCGAAGUCUGAAACAUGUUGUGGCUUAUCAUGAUUCAGGGGACGAGAUACAAGUGACAUCACUGUCAUCUCAGUGUAGUGCUCACAGCAAUUGUCCUCACUGCAAAAGACAUUAUGAAAAUGUGUCACCGACUGACUGGGUAACCAUGAUGAAGCCCAAAGAAAACAAUGAACAAGGGAAGAGUCAAGAUAUUGUGUUGUAUAUAGCAGCCACACUAAAUGUCCAUGAAGCUUCACGAAACCCCCUUGAAUGUGGAGGAGAACUUAGCAAGCAAGGCAUAGAACAACUGGAAGCAUUUCUAUGGGCAAUUGAUCAGGUGAAUCGCAAUAACUCACGUCUCUCGUUAGCCGCCAUUGCUUUAGAUACAUGUGGAAGCAUUAUUAAAACUACACGGGAUGUUUCAAAUUUUCUUAACCAUGAAGGACGAAAUCUCUUUAAAAAUUUGAACAAUACAGACAUUAAUCUUGUUGCUUUACUGGCUGGUGGAGACACAGAACUGGCAGCAUCUGUAACAGAUGCAGUAGGUCACCUUGGAGUUGCUGUACUGGCCCCGCAGGCAGGUGGGCCGAAGUCUCAGCGCAAGAGAUAUUCCCCAUAUCCACUUCAGCUUGCACCUUCUAAUACUGUUCGUGCAGCCUGCAUUCUUGCUCUGCUUCAUCAGUUACAGUGGGACUGCUUUUCUGUUAUAUAUCAUCAGGAUGGGGUUGAAUAUGAAGACAUAUUCAGAUAUGUUGAAAAACAUACUGCCUCAUCUAUUCAGCUGGAGCUAACAUCAGCGAUUCCAAUCCCUCUUGGUUCCAUCAAUGUUACAUCUCUCAUACAUAAAAGUUUGAGGAUGCUCCGAGCACAGAAGGCAGAGGAAACUAGGGCAGUUGUUCUCAUGUUGCCACAUAAACAAACGGAGCUUAUAUUUAGAGCUGUGAAGGCUUUAGAGGAGGAGGGGAAGAUUCAACCAGGUGACUUUUCAUGGAUCAUGUUUGGAUCAGGAGAGAACUUUGAGUACAGUGCAGAGUUAUCUGGAUCAAUAGUUCUGCAACCCAGGGCUGGGAAAGUUCCUGAGUUUGAACACCAUUUUCAAAGUCUUAGUUUGAGUUCCAAUUCAUGGAAUCCAUGGUUUUCUGAAUUCUGGUCCAGUGUGUUCCACUGCAGGGGUGCCACUUGCCACAGUGAAAUCUUUCAUGACCUCCACAGCUACAAGUUCACACAUAGUCCUUUGAUAGUAAAUACCAUUAACUCUGUUCUUGCUAUUUCCCAUGCUUUGGGGACUGUGAGAAGAGAACUUUGUUCAGAUGACAGCAUAUGUGAAGGAAUGCAGGAUACUGCUAGGGUCCGCAGACGCCUAUUUGAAGUGGCACCGCAUAUGGCAUUCGUUGGUGUUGGUCUUAAUGCUGUGGCAUUUUCUAGUUCUGGAGAAAAUUCACAUGCCGAUAUUGAGGUGUUGAAUGUUCACCUUGCUGGAAAUAAAGGAAAACCAGUUUCUAUAGGUUAUAUAAGUGCCACAGGAAAGAUUCAACUGGAUCUCACAAAGAUGAAGUCGUAUAUGCAUGAUAACAGGACAGAGAUAUCUUCUCAGAUGCCGCGUUCUCAGUGUCAAGGCACUAAUGUUUCAAGCACUGGAAUACCUCAUGUUUUAGAGAUUGGCAGCACUUCAGGAAACAACAAAUUUAUGUUGGCUCUUCUUGGAGUAGCUCCUGUCCAUCAACAGGGAGCUGGACACUACAGUUGUGGCAGACUUCAUCCAACAGCCAUGCUGCACAUAGCAGCCCUACACUAUGCCCUGAGUCUGGUCAACUACAACUCUUUAUUAUUACCAGGAAUUGAACUAGGACUCAUCGUCUUUGAUAGCUGCUCAAGGCCUUCGCGUGCUUAUAAUUCCAUCUAUAACUUUUUAUCGUUACCAAGAGAAGCUCUUAAAGCAAUGACAGCAGGUGUGGAAAUCCAGACAAGACCAAAAGAUGUUGUGGCUGCUGUUAUAUUAGACUCAGCAGCUGCAGAAGCAGUCACACCUUUACUGCAAGCACAAAACAUUGCUCCAUUGGUAGUGCCUGUAGAAGCAUUUGCAACUCAACGAAUAGAGUUGUCUUCCGAAACAAGUGAGGAAUCAUCGCUGUUGAGAGAAAAUCUGAUCCAAGCAAUGAUGUCCGUUGUGCGGGCCACCCGUUCACAUUCCAUAGUAGUGAUACAUGGGAGAGAAGCUUGGGCUGAACUGCUAAACCAGCAGUUGCAGAAUUACUCACAGCAACACACUGAUUCACUUUGCCUUGCUGGUAUCUAUGCAUUACAUAGCAAGAAUACUGAAGCGCUAAUAGGAGCCAUCAGUUCCACUAAGCUAAUGGUUACAGAUGAUAUUAUUAAGACUUUAAGACCUGGUACCAUGGCAGUCCUUCUUCUUGAAGACCCUGAAGAAAUAAGGGCAUUUUUGGAAGUUUGUCGAUAUACCAGUGGACUGGUUUUUCUAACAGUUCUUGAACACUGGAACAUAAAUCCUUAUGCAGGUCAUACCAUAUUCACCUUACAUCAGGUUCUGGAAUUUGAAGAGACCAUCCCUGGGGCCACAACAGAAUUUCAAGAAUGGUUGAUUUCUAACAUUCUUUCAUACAAAGAUACAAAAUCAGUCCCUUUUCCAGCCACAUGGUUACGUGAAUUCCAAACACUCUACAGGCAAGACAAUAUAAGCCAUAGAAUUCAGCAGUUAUUUUCAACAAUUGAUUUUACAUCAAGUAUUCAGGAAACUAUUAAUUCCAUAUGGACCACUUCAAGCAGACUUCACCAGUUCUUCAGUCAUCACUGUGGAUGUCAUUUCGAAACAAAUGAUUUCCCUGAGUGCUUCGCAUUAAACAGAACAAAUAUUAUUCUCGCAAUUAGGGACUUCGUGCAAGCGGAAGUACUUCGUCUCCCCCCAGCAAUGAAGAAACAUCGUUCUAACAUGUUUAGCUUGUGGUCAGGAACACAGCACAUUGCAACUUGGGAGCAAGGAAUUGGAUUAAUUAUCUCAAAUACUGAGUACUUCCAGAAUUAUCAGUCAUAUUGCACUGGGAUUAACUGUACAGUUUGUGAUCAGAAUGAUGGAUAUUUCUCUAGGAACCACCAUUCAGUAUUAUAUGAGACCCACCACUAUCCCUGGGCAGCAGCCCUAGGAGGAUUAUCUCUAUUUGGAGCAUUCCUAACUAUACUUACUGCAUUAUAUUUCCUAGCUGCGGCAGCAUUGCCCAAAAACAACAUGUGUGGGGGAACGUCAGUGCUUGGUUACCUUAUUCUAUUGGGUCUGCUUCUCUUAUUCACUGCAAAUUUGAGUUUUGUAUUGACACCAACAGAAGCUACAUGUGGUGCACGCAGAUUUCUGCCAGGAUUUGCUUACACUGUGAUCUUUGCUGGAAUGUUGCUGAAGGUUUUUACAACAUGGCAGCUCAACAACAGUGCAGAGCCAUUGAUAAAUAUGUUGACUGUCCCAACUGGACUGCUUACAGUGGCCCUAGCAUUGAUGAUGAUACAGGUGCUGCUAACAGGGAGCUGGCUGAUCUUGCUUCCCCCACAAAUCUACAUGCUUGCUUCUAAGGAUACAUCACUUUGGCGUUGCUAUCCAAGUGGACAUUUUGAGUCACAUCUGCUUCUGUCUAUGGUCUAUGUAAUAUUGCUUGUUACUGCAACAGCAACUGUGGCACUCCUGUGUUGUUCUGGCUCUAAACUUGAUGUGGCUGAUGAGGACCAUUUGUGUUAUGAAGCACGCUGGAUUCUCUUGGCAUCAAUUGUAGUAGCCGCAGUGUUUACUUUUUGGGGAAUCGUAACAGUGACAAUGAUCUCACCUAGUCACUCUGAUUUGGCAUCAGCUGUUGCACAUCUGCUGGCUGCAAAAGUCCUCUUGCUAUGUUUGUAUGUGCCAAAAGUAUGCCUCUACAACCGUCUAAGCUCAGGACAAUCCUCACCUCAUGCAACUCUGCAGCAUUUCUAUGAAAUAUCUCAUUUUAGAUCACAAAAACUCAAAACAUUGCCAGCAGCAUUCAUCCCUCCUCCUCCUAUUAUUAACAUGGAACCCCCUCCAAUGGAAGACGAUAAUGGGUCACUGGAGGAUCCAACGCAGAUAGUCCCCUGUUCACUCUACUCACUGGACAUGUUUAGUCAGUCAUCCAGCAGUCAAGAAGAUAAUGUUGUUGAAGGAGAUAAUGAAAUUGGUGAACACUGUGAAGCUGGUACAAAUGAAUUCACAGCACCUCAGAGCAGUGUCAUAUUGGUUGACAGGAAAGAAAUUGCAAAACAUGAGAGGAAAUAUGCUUCUGGUUCCAUCUCUUCCACUACUAUGGCAGUGUGGUGAUACUGAGAAGACUUGUUGCCUGCAGAAGAUCAGUCAUCAUAUGUGUCAAGGAGAAACAAAGAAGGUUAUUGUUGAGACGUGUUAUGUCUCUCCUUAUUGAGACAUGCUGCUGAUUUCAUCUUUGUGAGGUAAAAGAUACCUGUUAAUGGUGGAGAACAGAAGAACUUCUUGUUGGCUACAGGCUACAAUUAAUUCUACCAGUAACUCUACUGUUGGCUUACCUGCCAGCCAAGCCAUUUUUCACAGUACACUAAUGGAUUGCAUUAUUUCACAUGAAAUUUCACUUCAUGAAAUUACAAAAUGUAGCUACAUGCACCAUCUAAUGAUAAUGUGUGCUGACCAACCUCAGAUGGAGGAGACAAACAGAAACUAGUUCAUCCCAUAAUCUUGUCAUCAUAAAUGGAUUAUUAAUACUCUGCACAAUUCAGUUUUCUUUGUAUUUUUGUUAAAGUUCUUAUUAAUGAGGAGAAACAAAGAGUGAACUAGUGGAGAACGCUUCUUCAUCUAGGAACUCCUGCUGAACAGCUACAACUCUGAUUGUGAGACUGAAGGUCCUCAUGGCUAUCAUUCUGAAGACUGCAUCUUCCAGGAUGAGAUGAGAUGUUUGAUAUAGUACAUGUAAUAACAUUUCUCUUAAAUGUUGGUACUUAUCUCCAAAAUUACAUUGUGUCACAUCCCAAAAUUUAAGAUCUAAUGACUUGUUUUGUUUGUCAUAUUAGUAGCAUAUCUGUAAUAUCUAAACCACUGAGGAGGGGAGGUGUGCAAACCUAAUUGUUUAACAUUGGGCUGUGUAAGGUAGAAACUGUGUAGGAAUAAUUUCCUUUAUUUCCUGCACAAAUGUAUUGAAGGGCCAAAAUACUGAAUAGUUUCACUUAGACCCUCCAGGUGCCUUAAAAUAGGUCAAAACUACUUCCAUGUUCUUCCCACUUCAUUAUUUAUAAUCAUCCUCUCAUUUCACAGUUUAUACCAUAUGCAGGUCAGGUGCGCCUAAACAGACUCAAAUAAAAUGCUUAUAACUAGGGCCCAGAUUUCUAUGACAUGUCAUAUUUUUUUCCUAGGGUUUAUUCCUAUUUUUAAAUGUAUUUAUGCAUGUUUCCAG
Molecule: messenger RNA, 8059 nt
Organism: Cryptotermes secundus
Lineage: Eukaryota; Metazoa; Arthropoda; Insecta; Blattodea; Kalotermitidae
Exons: 24
Coding region: 88-6960 (2290 amino acids)
Biological process (GO): regulation of synaptic transmission, glutamatergic; G protein-coupled glutamate receptor signaling pathway
Cellular component (GO): membrane
Molecular function (GO): adenylate cyclase inhibiting G protein-coupled glutamate receptor activity
Source: RefSeq, a predicted model, not a curated record